This is a messenger RNA of Miscanthus lutarioriparius, 1104 nucleotides long. The record is from the annotation of a GenBank genome assembly. NCBI's taxonomy places the organism in Eukaryota, Viridiplantae, Streptophyta, Magnoliopsida, Poales, Poaceae.
AUGGCCGAGAAGCAACACAAGCCGAGGAGUGAGCGUGAGAGACCCAGUAUCCGUGUCAUCAGAGAAGGGGACACGCGUCGCGUCGCGAGGUCAGCCAUGCACGACGACACGUGCGAUGCCCCCACGCUCACCUGUCGCCUCUAUAUCCGCCGCCUCACCGGCGUCCGUAGCACUAGAAAGCACUGUACUGUGUUUACGGAGCUGACCAGGAGAGGGAGCAAGCGAUCGAGCAAGUUAAGCUUGGAAGAAGUGCGCGUGGUGCGCGGCCAGCCGUGGCCGCCGGCCGCCUUCGCUUGCCGCGAGGGGCUCAUGCACAUCGGCUUCAUCACCAUGGAGCCCAAGACGCUGUUCGUGCCGCAGUACCUCGACUCCAGCAUCACUCUCUUCGUGCAUCGGGGGGGAGUGAAGGUUGGGUAUAUUCACAAGGAUGAGCUCGUGGAGAGGAAGCUCAAGAUGGGCGACGUCCUCCACAUCGACGCCGGCUCCACCUUCUGCUUGGUCAACACCGGCAAAGGCCAGAGGCUACAGAUCAUAUGCAGCAUCGACGCCUCCGAUAGCCUUGGCUUUGGACCUCCUUAUCAGGCCUUCUACCUCGGCGGCGCAGGGCACCCGGCGUCUGUCAUCUCCGGUUUCGGACCGAAGACGCUUGGCCAUGCCUUCAACGAGCGUGGGCAGGGCAACGGGCACGAUGAUGUGCGGGACAGGGGAGCACGAUGCGAGGGUGCUGGCGCGUGGAGGCCGGGCGGCCGGGGAGACGAAGGCGACGAGUGCGGCAGCGAUGACGCGCGGCGGCCGACGUGGUCGUGGAGGAAGCUGGUGAACAGGUUCAUCGGAGGGGCGGGCGGCGGCGGCGUCACCUUGGAGUCGAACAAGAAGGGCAAGAAGAAGGGGGGCGCGCCGGAGCCGUACAAUCUCUACGACAGCGAGCCCGGGUUCCGGAACUCCUACGGCUGGACCGUCUCCGUCGACAAGCAACAGUACGAGCCCCUCAAGCACCCUGACAUCGGCGUCUACCUCGUAAACCUCACCUCGGGGUCGAUGCUGGCGCCGCACGUGAACCCUCGGGCGACGGAGUACGGCGUCGAGCAGGUGGCGAAGGAGUAA